AUCGCAUACCCCUCGGUCUUCUUCCUGCUUUCAAAGGGGCGAAAAAAACAAAGAGAAACCAAAAUCCCGAUCUUACCCUUCCUUUCUUUCCAUGUUAUAAAAUUUCUCCUGGUUUUGCCCCUCGUCGGAGAAUGGAUCGUCCAGGAUCCGACGGCGCCUGUUACUAUUCCGUCCUCGGGAUCCGCAAGAACGCAUCCGUUGUCGAAGUCCGCAGCGCUUUUCGGAAGCUCGCGAUGAAAUGGCAUCCGGAUAGAUGGACGAGAGAUCCGACGGUGGCUGGAGAAGCGAAGCGGCGAUUCCAGCAAAUUCAAGAAGCUUAUUCUGUUCUGUCAGACGAGGGGAAGCGAGCAAUGUACGACGCGGGGUUGUAUGAUCCAUUCGAAGAAGAGGAUGAGGGAUUUUCUGAUUUUAUGCAAGAAAUGCUCUCGAUGAUGGACAAUGUGCGGGCCGAGAAGGACAGCUUCGAGGACCUUCAAAAAAUGUUUAUGGAGAUGGUGGGUGGAGACGAAGCGCUGAAAUUCGGGGACGGCGUUGACGGGAAGAAGCGUCGAGUGGCGUCCGACUCGUCGAGAAGGGCAGGAGGGAGCGCCCCGAAACGCGGCACGUCGCAUGUCAACAUCUCGAGUUUCGGCAGCACGACGUUUGAUCGAUAGCUUCAACUUGUUCUCUCAUGCAUUGUUUCUUUCCUUGGAUUUCAAUAUCAAAGGGGAAAAAGAAGUAGGGAUAUUUCAAAUAAGUGCAGUGGGUAUGCAAUUGGGGCUUAUUUUUUGAAAGGCUACUGGUCCAUUUUCUAUGGCAAUAGACGCUCUAACUUUCACCGGA
Messenger RNA from Magnolia sinica, 822 nucleotides. RefSeq lists its product as uncharacterized. The record is from RefSeq and is a predicted model, not a curated record. Bases 132 to 653 code for a protein of 173 amino acids. NCBI's taxonomy places the organism in Eukaryota, Viridiplantae, Streptophyta, Magnoliopsida, Magnoliales, Magnoliaceae. The transcript is spliced from 5 exons.